Molecule: messenger RNA, 1858 nt
Organism: Sorex araneus (European shrew)
Lineage: Eukaryota; Metazoa; Chordata; Mammalia; Eulipotyphla; Soricidae
Gene: STOM
Product: stomatin
Exons: 7
Coding region: 93-947 (284 amino acids)
Cellular component (GO): plasma membrane
Source: RefSeq, a predicted model, not a curated record
UGUGUCUCUGGCCCCGACGCCCGCGGCGCAUUUCUCCGGCUGCUGCAGGUCCCCGCGGUCCCCACGCGAGCGGCCCCUUGGACGCGCACAGCAUGUCAGAGAAGCGGCACAACACGGACGCCCAGGGCCGGCGGCUGCCCGACUCCUUCAAAGACAGCCCUUCCACGGGCCUUGGGCCUUGUGGGUGGAUCUUGGUGGCUGCCUCGUUCCUGUUGACCCUGAUUACGUUCCCGAUCUCAGUAUGGAUGUGCAUCAAGAUCAUCAAAGAGUACGAACGAGCCAUCAUCUUCAGACUGGGACGCAUUCUUCAAGGAGGCGCCAAAGGGCCCGGCAUGUUUUUCAUCCUGCCGUGCACCGACAGCUUCAUCAAAGUGGACAUGAGGACCAUUUCAUUUGAUAUUCCUCCGCAGGAGAUCCUCACCAAGGAUUCCGUGACCAUCAGCGUGGAUGGCGUGGUCUACUACCGCGUGCAGAAUGCCACCCUGGCCGUGGCCAAUAUCACCAACGCCGACUCUGCGACCCGACUCCUGGCACAAACCACCCUGAGAAAUGUCCUGGGCACCAAGAAUCUUUCUCAGAUCCUCUCGGACAGGGAGGAGAUUGCGCAUAACAUGCAGAGCACCCUGGAUGACGCCACUGACGACUGGGGCAUCAAGGUGGAGCGCGUGGAGAUCAAGGACGUGAAGCUCCCGGUGCAGCUGCAGAGAGCCAUGGCUGCCGAGGCCGAGGCAUCCCGCGAGGCCCGUGCCAAGGUCAUUGCUGCCGAGGGAGAAAUGAACGCGUCCAGGGCUCUGAAGGAAGCGUCCAUGGUCAUCACCGAGUCUCCGGCCGCCCUGCAGCUGCGGUACCUGCAGACGCUCACCACCAUCGCUGCCGAGAAGAACUCCACCAUCGUCUUCCCUCUGCCCAUCGACAUGCUGCAGGGCAUCAUGGGACCGAAAAAAUGAGCCCCGGGGGGCCGCAGCCGCCACGAGCUCUUCUCUCCCGGGGAUGAGAUGGGGGGGGGACGAGAGUCAGCCUCCCACCUAGGGGGAGCGUAGAGCGGGAACCUCGACUCUUCUCCCCACCCCCCCCUUCCUGCUUUCGGAUGUCAAGCGUGAUUUCUUAGGCUGGAUAGUGGUCCUAACGACAGGGCAAAGAUACUUAGCAGUUUUUUGAGCACCGAGAGAGGAAUCGGUGAUCGAUAUAAGAUAAUCGCUUACUCUUGAAAAUAUUUUAACCUGUUCCUAGAUAAUUUCUCAGUAAGUGACAUUCCCUCUUCCUCUGGCUUCCGUGCAGUCUGUGCCCUCUGUCAGCAAAAGUCAAGAGGCAAAGCGAGAGGCUUCCUCUCCGCCUGGCCUGUCCCUCCCGCUGGUUAGGAAAGGCCGUUCCAGGCUGCAGUGGCCGUAGGCUCCCACCAGCCUUUCUGACACACAGGUGCCUUACUUCCAGGAACUCUUAAUUAAGGAUAAUUUUCUAAUCCAGCCGCUUACUUUCAAACUCCAAAUUGUGUUUUUUUUUUUUUUCUGAAUAAUCUUCCUUUGAGAAGGAGGCAUUUUCUAACCCGAUCUCAGCUCCUGAGGAGAUAGAUGGCCCAGAUCCAUGAAAAAACGUCCCCUCCCAAGGGGAAGGCUUUUAAACCCACCAUUAUAAAGUCUUUCAUACUUCAUCAAGUCUUUUCAUAGCGCGGGGCUUUGAAAAACUUCUUCCAACCUCUUUGUAAGUUAAUGAUUUCCCUGUGGCCCUUUCAAACCAACUGAAUGCUCAUCACGGAAGCGCCUUUUUCAGAGUUUCCCUUCUGCCUGGUUUCAUCGAUCCAAGUAGUCUUUUAUUGUUGAAAUAAAGUUUUCUCUCGGUUCCGUUAACAAUGGCAUCUGGA